Molecule: messenger RNA, 1065 nt
Organism: Lentinula edodes (shiitake mushroom)
Lineage: Eukaryota; Fungi; Basidiomycota; Agaricomycetes; Agaricales; Omphalotaceae
Exons: 3
Coding region: 242-910 (222 amino acids)
Source: RefSeq, a predicted model, not a curated record
CCACCACCACCUUGAGGACUCGGAAUAACAACGCAAUCAAAUGAUUAUCGAUCAAGCCCUAUCAAGCCUCACGAGUCACGACGGAACAUUGAACUGUAUAAAAUAGAACCCAGCCCUAGGAGGCCCUAGGCCUGACUGUUAGUACUGUUCCCUACCCUUCCCUACCGUGCCGCUUUCCUUUCCCAGCCUUUUCCCUCCUUUUCUUCCCGUUGGGACAGGUUGGGACCCUUUCCAAGACAAAAUGGACCCGCCGCUGUCCGUCGGGGCCAUCGCUGGUUUCCAAGCGGUUUCUAACAGGUUUCUGAACUUUUCCCCAAAGUCAAUUCCCAUCGCUUCUUCUCACAUCAUUACAAAUCAGUUUGAGCGUAGGGCGUACUUGUAUAUCAAGGGAGGGCGGCCCUAUCCAGAAUCCCCCAGAGCUGGUCUCUUCAAACUUCAACACCCAAACGAAAAUCAACAAUUCCAGUGCCCGUACACCUCAUUCCAGUUCAUACUACAGCUUCGUUGUACAAUGGUUCAUUCACGUACCGUUCUCACUGCUUUCUUUGCCACUUGGAUGGCUUCUGUGCUCGCCGUCCCUAUUCUAGAGGGCAACGCUCUCGCAGCCCGAAUAGCCGAAGGUUACUCUCCCGUUCCUGCGCAGUCUAGUCCAUCAGGAUUUCCUGUUAUAGACUACGUUCAUCGUCCAAGAGCGGAGCAGGCCUUGUCUAAAGAAGACGAGAAGAUGAUUUCUUACUUGGAGAGCAAUGGCCACACAAAUGACAUUGAUCUACCCGGCUUGAGACUUAUCAUCGGAAUGCUGAAGGAGAACCCGAGGGAUACCAAAGCCCGAUCAAUGCUAGAGCAAUACUACGAUCAUCUAACGUACAUGGACCAGAAGGGGUUAUCUUCAACGUCGAAAUCCUCCUGAACACAGUAGGUUUUCUUGAUUUUGAUUAUAUUGUCUUUGUUGAAUCUUCUCCACUUUUUAGAUUCAUUCUGCGAAGAGAACGAAUAUAAGAUGUAUGCAAAGGUCAAAUUGCUCGUGUAGUAUGUUUAAUCCUUAUGUCGUCAGUUCCCCACCUG